This is a messenger RNA of Anopheles aquasalis, 1075 nucleotides long. RefSeq names its product alcohol dehydrogenase 1-like. The record is from RefSeq and is a predicted model, not a curated record. Gene Ontology annotation, cellular component: cytoplasm. NCBI's taxonomy places the organism in Eukaryota, Metazoa, Arthropoda, Insecta, Diptera, Culicidae. Gene Ontology annotation, molecular function: oxidoreductase activity, acting on the CH-OH group of donors, NAD or NADP as acceptor.
UAAUAUUCAUUGAAUGGAAGUUGAAACAAGAUGCGAUUUUUGUGUCGAGCUCAGUCUCCAUUGGAACCUGCUACUUGAUAGUCAAAGGCCUUUCCUGGUUCUCAGUUGGAUAGUGUGCAUUGUUAGAUAAAGCGAUCGUUUGCUCUCCUAAGGUAAAGAUGUCACUGAAGCAUCAGAAAGCUGUAGUCAUUGGCGGAUCGGGCGAUAUUGGAGUGGCAAUUUGCCAAAAUUUGCUUCAAGAAGGUGUAGAGAAAUUGUUUGUUCUUGAUGUUGCGGAUCUAACGGAAGCGACCCGUCAGCAGCUACAAGAAAGCAACCGAGGGGCGGCAAUAUUGUUCAAACACUGUGAUAUUGCAAACCGAUCGGAGCUGCUGCAGAUUCUGGGAGACGAUAUUGUGAAGGCUCUCGGUUCGAUCGACAUUUUGGUAAACUCGGCCGGAAUUGCGUCCAGUGAGAUUCCCGAUCAAGUGAUUAACGUGAAUUUGACUGGCGUCAUUAACUCGAGUCUCUUGUGUUUGGAUCUGAUGUCGCGGAGCAAGGGAGGGAAAGGAGGCGUCAUAGUCAACGUGGCUUCCGUUGCUGGAUUAGAAACAAUACCGUUCCUUCCGAUCUACUGCGCCUCGAAGCACGGUGUCGUGAGCUUUUCGCGAUCUCUUGGAGUACCUCCCAUCUUCGCUAGCACUGGUGUGAAGUUCGUUGCCAUCUGUCCGGGUGCUACGAGGACGAAAAUGUUUAAUCAUUGCAUGCAGAUUCCCAUCGAUAUCGCAGGACUGCAGGAUAUGUUUGACGAUUACGUGAAACGCUUUCAGGCUCAAAGCCCUGAUGUCGUUGGCAAAUGUGUGAUUCGAGCGAUCACUGAGGGCGAGAAUGGAUCGGCAUGGAUUUGUAACGAGGGUGUCAUUGUUCAGCAUCAGUUCCCACAGUCAUUAUUUUUGUAAAGUGAUAACGACAUGACACAAUUGAUGGUUUGUUAUAAAACGUUCUAUUCUUUUUCAUUUUAAUGUUUGUACAUGACACCAUUAUAACGAUAGUGUAUUUCUGAAAAUUUCCAUAAUAAAUCGCGCAUGUUUCGGUU